This is a messenger RNA of Cotesia glomerata, 385 nucleotides long. Its product is annotated as 28S ribosomal protein S23, mitochondrial-like. Gene Ontology annotation, cellular component: mitochondrion; ribosome. The transcript has 3 exons. Gene Ontology annotation, biological process: translation. Bases 93 to 350 code for a protein of 85 amino acids. NCBI's taxonomy places the organism in Eukaryota, Metazoa, Arthropoda, Insecta, Hymenoptera, Braconidae. The record is from RefSeq and is a predicted model, not a curated record. Gene Ontology annotation, molecular function: structural constituent of ribosome.
CUGUUGACUCUUGGGCUGUUUGUAUCGUCGCAGGUAAAAUUAUUAUUAAUAAGAGUUUUAUUGGAUAAUAAAUAAAUAAAAUUUAAUUUUAAAUGGCUCAAAGUAGAUUAGAGCGCAUUGGGACCAUUUUUACCAGGGUUCAAUCGUUGUUAAAAAGUGGAGCAGUGAAAUCGGAGGACAAACCGAUUUGGUAUGUUGUCUAUGAAGCUUUUCCACCAAAAUAUGAGCCAAGAUUUGACAGAGUAGCUCCUAAUAUUGAAAUUCAAGAUAUUUUUUAUAAAGAAGAUAUUAUUAGAGCGAAAUUUCAAAAAGAGUUUGGCAACAAUUUGACGUUUCACAUUAAUGUUUAACAAUAAAUUUAACGUCCGCAAAUUUUAAAUGAUAA